AUGUCAUUCCUCUCCCUCCCAAAUGAAAUAAUCCUCCAGAUAGCGGAGGGCCUCUCCCCGGCUCAGCUCAACUCCCUUUUACGGGCAAACCGCCGUCUAGCAAACCUCAUCCCGCAUGUCCUGCUGGAAACCCUCUUCCGCACGUGCUCACCACGCCUCGGCGCCUUCGCCCUCUUCAAUGCAGCGGAGCGGAAUGAUUGGCGAGUCGUCAAGCGUCUUGUCGACCGCGGGAUCCUCGCCUUCGCCGGUGGCGGUUUCUUGCUUAAUCGUGCGGUCGAGCUGACGCGCAGCGAGCGGGUUGUGGCGACGUUGUUGGCCUACGGUGUUGAAGCGGAUGCUUGGAUGUCUGGAGGGCCUCGUUUUAUGAAGACGCCGCUGUGGAUAGCGGCUGAUAUGGGUUGCCGGGAUAUCGUUAGGCUGUUGUUGGCGAGGGAGGACGUUGAUCCCAAUGGGCAGGGUUGUGGGACGCCAUUGGUCGCGGCUGUCAGGAGGAAUGAUGUUUCAAUUGCAAGACUGCUGCUGUGCAAUCCCCUGACGAGGGUCGAUCCUCCGGGCCGGAGCGAUGAUGCACCGCUGCAGAUUGCGCUGGAGAACGAGUGCUUGGAGAUGGUCCUACUUCUCGUAGUGGAUAGCCGGACCGACGUCAACGCAGCUUUCAAUACGGGAUGGUCACCGCUACACUUGGCUGCCAGCACGGGCAACGAAACAAUUGUGCGCAUCCUCCUAUCAGACCCAAGCAUCCGCGUGAACGCGCAAAACCACCGAGGCUGGACGCCGCUGCACCAAGCCGUCUGUGAAGGCUCCGCAGCGGUGGCGCGGAUCCUUCUCUCGGAUGAGAGAUCGGACGUC
Messenger RNA from Tuber aestivum (summer truffle), 849 nucleotides. The record is from the annotation of a GenBank genome assembly. NCBI's taxonomy places the organism in Eukaryota, Fungi, Ascomycota, Pezizomycetes, Pezizales, Tuberaceae.